AUGGUGAAGUUCGCUAGAGUUCUAGUAGAUGUGGAAAUCUCUGAUAAGCUCCCUCAUAGUAUCAGCUUUGUGAAUAAACGUGGUCAACUGGUUGAGCAACUUAUUGAAUAUGAAUGGUUGCCUACUAAGUGUUCGGUUUGUAAAAUUCUUGGGCAUGCUGCUUCUAGCUGUAGAAAGGAACAGAACUUAGUGUGGCAACCUAAGAAGGAGCAGGGUGAAGCUAGUGAGAAGGUAGAUGGUAACAGGCAGGGUGAGGCUGAACCAGUUUCUGAUAAGAUGGACUCGACUUCAGUAGUACCUGAGUUGUCUAAGGUAUCCUCAGUUCAUGAUGAGAAGGAUAAUAAUACUACUACAGAAGCUCAGGACCAGGUAUGGACGACUCCCAAAAGAGUGAGUGGUGUUAAGCAUGUUAAUGAGGUAUCCCAACCUAGUAAGAUUAAUCAAUAUAGUGUCUUACAAGAUGGACAAUUGGAAGUUCUAAAACAAGGUAAAAUCACUAAAAAAAAAUCUCUAAUGGAAGGAGGAAAUCUUCUCUGCUGGAAUGUUAGAGGUCUGAACAGUAGGAAUAAACAGAAAUCCCUUUAUGAUUUCUGUAGGUCCAAUAAAAUUGGGUUGGGGGCGUUUCUUGAGUCAAAGCUUAGGGGUUCUAAAAUAGAGGAUAUGAUGACUUCUGUUUUCAGGGAUUGGAAAUUUUACUCUAUUCCAAUUGUAGAGGGGAGAAUUCUUCUGGUUUGGAAAGAGGAUCUGUUCAAAAUUUCUAUUAUUGGUGUGGAAGACCAGUUUAUUCACUGUACUGUGAAGAUCAUGGGAGUCAUGAAACCAUUUUUCUUGACAGUAAUCUAUGGUAGGAAUCAAUUAGAGGAGAGGAAGAGGCUUUGGCAGGCCUUAGAAUCACAGAGUUUGCUAGUCCAACCUUGGCUAGUUGCUGGUGAUUUUAAUGCCAUUUUUGACUUUGAUGAUAGAAUAGGUGGCCGUUCUAUAACUGAUAUGGAAAAGGAAGAUGCGUGUAAUUGGAGAGCAAAUUGUUUGAUGUCUGAAAUCCGUAGAAUUGGUGCUCAAUUCACUUGGUCCAAUAAACAGAAGGAAGGUUCUCAAAUUUUUUCCAAAUUGGAUAGAGUUUUCAGUAAUGAAGCCUGGACUGAUGCUUUCCCUAACUCAGAGGCUCAUUUUAACUGGGAUGUAAUUUCUGACCACUGUUAUUAUGUUAUUAAGCUUGUUCUUAGUCAGAUUUCUGGUCUGAAACCGUUCAAAUUCUUCAACAUGUGGACAAAUCAUGAGAAGUUUAGAGAGAUUGUCCUGAAUAGUUGGUGUACUAAGGGAGUCUGUACUGAUCUGAAGGGAAUUAGUCAGAAAUUGAUUAAAUUAAAGUCAGUUUUGGUUCAGUUUAAUAGGAGGACAAUCGGGGAUAUACCAGGAAAGUAUUUAGCAGCCAAGGAAAAAUAUCAACAAGCUCAAUAUUUGCUUCAACAGCAGCCUCAGUCUAAAGAGCUCCAUAGAGCAGAGCAAGAAGCUUGUUCUGAGUUUACUCACUAUUCUAAAAUGCAUGAGAGCUUCCUUAGACAACAGAGUAAAAUUACUGCUUAUGUCAAUGAUCAUGGACAGAUAGUUGAUUGUUAUGAAGAUGUGAUCAAGCAUUUUGUUAGCCAUUUUGAAGGUUUUCUGGGCAGUCCUAGUUCUGCUACUGCUAGGAUUCAGCUGGCAGGAAUAAAUGUUGGUAAUAUCUUAAGCAUAGAUCAGCAGCUCAGUUUAGUUAGACCUUUUUCGAAGAAGGAUGUUAAAGAAGCCAUGUUUAGCAUUCAUUCUGUUAAGAGUCUUGGUCUGGACGGGUUGCCUAAAUCUCUUAACAGAUCAAUCAUUGCUCUUGUGCCUAAAUCUGAUUCUCCCUCUACAGUAAUUGAUUACAGACCAAUAGCUUGUUGUAAUACUUUAUACAAGUGUAUUUCAAAGAUGCUAAGUGCGAGAUUAUCUACUGUUCUACCCUAUCUUACUCAUCAGAAUCAAGGUGCUUUUAUCAAACAUAGAUCGAUGGCCCAUAAUAUUUUCAUCCUUCAAGACAUUCUCAAAGGCUAUUCUAGGAAGAAUAUAUCAAAUAGAUGUUUGGUUAAGUUAGAUCUUAGCAAAGCAUAUGAUUCAGUUGAUUGGUAUUUCUUGGAGGAUCUUCUUAAUGCUUAUUGUUUUCGUAGUAGAUUCAUAAGUUGGAUAAUGGUUUGUUUGAAAGGAGCUUCUUAUUCAUUACUUUUGAAUGGUAGACUUCAUGGAGCUUUUAGUGGGAUGAAAGGGCUGCGUCAAGGAGACCCAAUAUCUCCUCUUCUCUUUGUAUUGAUCAUGGAGUAUCUCACUCGGUUAUUACUGUUAGCUUCCCAGCAAAAGGAGUUCAGAUUUCAUCCUCUUUGUAAACAUUUGAAGCUUGUCAAUCUUUGUUUUGCGGAUGACCUUUUGCUCUUUUGCAAAGGUUCUUAUUCUUCAGUUAAGAUUCUGUUUGAUGGGUUCUGA
Molecule: messenger RNA, 2493 nt
Organism: Humulus lupulus (European hop)
Lineage: Eukaryota; Viridiplantae; Streptophyta; Magnoliopsida; Rosales; Cannabaceae
Exons: 3
Coding region: 1-2493 (830 amino acids)
Molecular function (GO): catalytic activity
Source: RefSeq, a predicted model, not a curated record